Salvia miltiorrhiza (redroot sage) is the source of this 991-nucleotide messenger RNA. RefSeq lists its product as uncharacterized. The record is from RefSeq and is a predicted model, not a curated record. NCBI's taxonomy places the organism in Eukaryota, Viridiplantae, Streptophyta, Magnoliopsida, Lamiales, Lamiaceae. The transcript has 7 exons. Bases 404 to 838 code for a protein of 144 amino acids.
GCCAACAUACUCAUUCGAUAAAAAGAUCAUUAAAUUAAUAUAUUUACAUUUACUACCUAAAUAAAACAGCGCUCAAGACAUUUUAUGUAUUUUCGAUGAUAACAUAAUUCACAUUCAGUGAUAUGUUUACAGUAAAUUUAAUUUAUAUCUAAUUAUAUAUAUUUAUAUUUUUUAUUCAAUCUCAUUAUAUAUUUAUAGUUGAUGCUAAUGGAAUAUAAAUUUGCCCGCCCUAAGUUUGAACUCGAAAUUCAAUUUUUUUAAGGCAGUGGGUUUUUCUAUUGCUUCAAUAAUUGUUGCUACAGCCUUUUUGAAUACAUCAGCUUUAAACCACAAAAAUCACCUCCACAUAAAACCUCAGAUCCAAAUCCAUUCAAUUUUUCUCCGAUUAGCAGCAGAUUUUCGGAUGGAACAGCCGGAAUCCGUUCCUCCUCUAGCUCCUCUCUCCGAGAAAAAGGAGAAUGUAACGCCGAUGAAUCCUAAGAUUGCGGAACUGGCUGAAUCGCGGCAGGAGCUUGUCAGCAGAAUACAUAAUCUUAAACAGGACCUCCAAAACUGGAGAAUGAAGCUGGACACUCAAGUUAAGGUUUACCGUGAUGAGCUCUCAGAGCUCAAGAAGUCGCUAAAUACUGAAGUUGAUCAGCUCCGAACAGAAUUUCAAGAACUGAGGACUACUCUCCAACAGCAGCAGGAAGACGUCGCAACCAGCCUAAAAAAUCUAGGGCUGCAGGACGAUGUAGGAGAAGCAAAGGAGGUCGGAGGCACGAGUGACGUAGAAAUCAGCAAGAUUAUAGAUCAAGGUUCACCAAAAGAUGAGGGUAAAGCAACUCAUGAUUCAUGAACAGAUUGAAUAUUUCUUCAUUGUUUCUGUGUACUACUAUUGGGAUGCCACCCCAGAUUUUUAUGUCUCUGAACUCUCAUCUCAAUUUUCAUCAUGUGACAUUAGUCCUUUAUCACUAAUAGUGAUAUGCUAGUAUAUUUUCAUCCUUCUAAA